This is a messenger RNA of Zingiber officinale, 1408 nucleotides long. RefSeq lists its product as uncharacterized. Bases 1 to 921 code for a protein of 306 amino acids. Gene Ontology annotation, molecular function: oxidoreductase activity, acting on paired donors, with oxidation of a pair of donors resulting in the reduction of molecular oxygen to two molecules of water. The record is from RefSeq and is a predicted model, not a curated record. NCBI's taxonomy places the organism in Eukaryota, Viridiplantae, Streptophyta, Magnoliopsida, Zingiberales, Zingiberaceae. The transcript is spliced from 5 exons.
AUGAACGUCCCGACCUGCACGCUGGGUCUGUCCGCCAACCCACGUUUGUCUGCUAUUAUCCAAGGCAUGAACGUCCCGACCUGCACGCUGGGUCGGCUUCCCAACCCUCAUCUGUCUGACUAUCCAAGGCAAAUGCGUCCCGACCUGCACGCUGGUACGGCGAACUGCCUUGGAUUAGGAGAGAGGGCGAGGAAAGCAGCCACGUUGGGCCUCCGCAAUGGCGAGUUGGGCCGUCACCCUCCUACCUUCCCUCGCCUCCAAUCCGGCGUUCUGCCCGCCGCCGGCCUCCUCUGUCCCGUCCCCUCCACUUCAACCUGUUUUUUAGCCUCCACCGCCAAUGGCAUCGAUCUCCGCUGCCCCUUCGGCCACCGGGAGUGGGUGCUUCGUGUCAGCGUGCCGUCAAGCGUGAUUCGUCCGAGGGCAGCGGAGGGCCUAGCGUUUGACCCCGUAAUGCUGCCGCUGUUCGGGCUAGCGGAGAUCCGCGCGGCCAUUCCCAAGCAUUUCUGGGUGAGGGAUCCGUGGCGCUCGAUGAGCUAUGCGGUGCGCGAUGUGGUGGUGUUAUUAGGGCUUGCAGCAGCGGCUGUGUACAUCAAUAGUUGGAUAGUGUGGUCGCUCUACUGGGUUGCCCAGGGGGCGAUGUUCUGGGCUCUCUUCGUUCUCGGCCAUGACUGCUUCAAUUCUGCGGCCCUGGGCAUGGGAGUUUCUGAAACGACCCAAAGCUUAACAGUGUGGUUGGGCAUUUGCUUCAUUCUUCCAUUCUUGUUCCUUACCACGGAUGGAGGAUUAGCCACCGGAUUCAUCACCAGAAUCAUGGGCUUGUUGAGAAUGAUGAAUCAUGGCACCCGUUGCCUAAUAACUCAACCAAGAAGCUUCGAUUCACAUCGUCAUUCCCUAUGUUUGGAUACCCCUUCUACCUGGUGACUAACAAACUAGACACCUUGCAGUUGACUACAGAGAAAUCAUUAUUUCAAUCAUGCUUAGACUUAAUCCUCUAUUCAUAACAGUAGGGGAGAAGUCCAGGGAAGUCCGGUUCGCAUUUCCACCCUAGUAGUGAUUUAUUUGCUCCUAGCGAGAGGAAGGAUGUUAUUACAUCAACUGUCUGUUGGACAGCAAUGUUGGUGAUCCUCACUGGUUUAACCUUUUUGAUGGGUCCUAUUCAGAUGCUUAAGCUUUAUGGUGUUCCAUAUUGGGUUGGUUUUUCUUCUUCUUUCCAUCUUGUUCUUCACGUGGCAAUUGGAUGAUGCUGAAACUAUUUUGGUUCCAAACACAGGUUUUUGUCAUGUGGCUUGAUCUUGUGACAUACUUGCAUUAUCAUGGACAUGAGGAGAAGCUGCCUUUGUUGAAGUAUAUACUGAAAGCCUAAGCUUUGUAAACAUUCAUUAUGAAUAAAGAAUCACAUUUGGUCAAA